AUGGGUAUUUCUCCGGUGAAGCUCGCUGUCUCGUCUGCAGCCCUCUUCCUUUCCACUGCAGAGGCAUUCUGGCGUCUGCCUUGCCAGGCUCGUUCUGGUGUUGGCCGUCUCGACCCUCUCGUCGAUCCUGGCAAGCCUGCCGAUCACGUCCAUGUUAUUCAUGGUGGUAACAACUUUGGAUUCGACACCAGCUACGAUGACCUCAUGAAGUCUGAGGGAACCUCUUGUGAGGUCACUCAAGACAAGUCUGCAUACUGGACGCCUGCUUUGUACUUCCAGCACGCAAACGGUUCCACUGAAAUGGUCGAAGAGCACGGCGGCAUGUUGGCAUACUAUCUCCUCUACGGUGACAACAUAAAGGCUUUCCCUGCUGGCUUCCGUAUGCUUGCCGGCGAUACCCUCCAGCGCAACUUCACCCUCCCCGUUCCCGACCCGCCCAAGUCUAACUGGAAGGGCGUGGAUCUUACCCAAAAAUCUCUUGCCCAAAAGGCCCUUGGUUUCAACUGUCUGGACUACAGCAAGGACCCUGAGCCCUCGCUCUACCGUCACUUCCUGCCCGACAAGAGCUACCUUGAUGCAAACUGCAAGGAUGGUCUCCGUCUGGAGCUCAUGUUCCCCUCCUGCUGGAAUGGAAAGGACCUCGACUCCUCCGACCACAAGUCGCACAUGGCCUACCCGGACCUCGUUAUGACUGGCGACUGCCCCCAGGGCUAUGAGACUCGUCUCGUCUCUCUCUUCUAUGAGACGAUUUGGUCCACCGAAGCGUUUGCCGGCAUUGACGGCCAGUUCCUUCUCUCGAACGGCGACCCUACUGGCUACGGUUAUCACGGAGACUUCAUUGCUGGCUGGGAACCUGAUUUCCUCCAGAGCGCCGUCAAACAGUGCACCAACCCGUCCGGCGAGGUGUCUGACUGCCCCCUCUUCAACCUCCAGGAUGAGACCAAGGCUGCCCAAUACACUUUCUCCACGCCUCAGGAGCUCUCUAGCGAGAAUCCCUUCUUCGGUGAGAACGGAAUUCCCGGAAACGUCCCCAUUCAAUCUGGCCCUGCUUACGCCACCCACGGUACCAUGGCCCCCACUGCCUCUGCUAGCAGCAGCAGUGCUUCCGCCACCUCCGCCUCCGCCUCCAGCUCCAGCCAGGUUGUGCCCACUCAGAGCUACGCUGCUGGCAGCAGCGGCGUUGUCUACGGAGCCACCAGCAGCGCCCAGGGUAUUGAAUACAUGGCGCAGGCCUCCCCAUCUUCUGGCUCGACUACCUCGGCAGUUGACACCUCCGUAACGGCUGCCGCUGUCCCCUCUUCUUCGGGCGACCAGAUGCAGACCACUUUGAUUACCAAGGGCAACACCGCUUACGAAGUCUUCAUUGCCAGCGAGACCGUCACUGUGACCGCUUCUGAUGCCACCGUUACCGCGACCGCCUCCACCGCCGUGGUCACCGAGACGGACGGUGCUUCUUCCCGCCGUCGGCGUCACUUGCACAACCACCAGCACCCGCACAACGCCUUUUAA
Messenger RNA from Xylona heveae TC161, 1509 nucleotides. RefSeq lists its product as hypothetical. The record is from RefSeq and is a predicted model, not a curated record. Bases 1 to 1509 code for a protein of 502 amino acids. Lineage: Eukaryota; Fungi; Ascomycota; Xylonomycetes; Xylonales; Xylonaceae. The transcript has 5 exons.